Messenger RNA from Cylicocyclus nassatus, 251 nucleotides. The record is from the annotation of a GenBank genome assembly. Lineage: Eukaryota; Metazoa; Nematoda; Chromadorea; Rhabditida; Strongylidae.
AGCUGCAUAUUGAAUGGUGGUCCAUAUUCACUAAAAAGCAAAAAAUACAAAAACAGAACCAAAUAUAAAUUCAAAAACUUCCAGACACAAAAGAAAUGGCAUCACUUACGGAAACACACAAGGUUUGGGAACAGUAUAAGGUUCAGGCCCGUUAUCGUUAACAUCGCGUAAGUAGACGGCUACUAACUGAGUUCCAACAUUGCCGGCUGGAAAAGAGAAAGAAUAUAUAUAAAUCGAAAUCAAAAAAGCUC